Messenger RNA from Cynara cardunculus var. scolymus (artichoke), 1308 nucleotides. RefSeq names its product cytochrome c-type biogenesis ccda-like chloroplastic protein. The coding region runs from base 109 to 1185 and encodes 358 amino acids. NCBI's taxonomy places the organism in Eukaryota, Viridiplantae, Streptophyta, Magnoliopsida, Asterales, Asteraceae. The record is from RefSeq and is a predicted model, not a curated record. The transcript is spliced from 12 exons. Gene Ontology annotation, cellular component: membrane. Gene Ontology annotation, biological process: cytochrome complex assembly.
AAAAUGACCGUUGCAAGAAACGAAGACGUGGUUCGUUCACCUUAACGACUGUGGUCGUCGACUCUUCUCUCUUCCUCUGCAACGAAAUCCUUCUCAGAAGAAGAAGUUAUGAAUUUGAGUAUUAAUGGCAGCCAUGGCGUUCCGCAUCGUCUCAUCACAAGCUAUCAUCGACCACAGAAAACCAUAUCUGGAACAUAUGAAGUUCCAAUCAAAAUGAUCAAGAAAUCGGUUAAUGAAGAUGAUUCUGCAAAGGAAAUAUCUUCUUCUUCGAGGAUUGACCUGAAUUUAAGCCUCAGAACCACCUCGUUGAUGACCGCCAUAUCAGCUGCAAAUUUGGUUUCUGCUCACAGUGCACAUGCCUUGAAUAUGGAAGCAAUCAUGGAAAGAACCGCUUCUUCUGUUUACACCUUGGCUGAUGGAAGCCUUGGAGAUUGGUUUGGAGGCCUCAUGUAUUCAGCCGGGCAACAAGCAAACGAAGCUGUUCAGAUUCAGCUAGGAGCUCUAAGUUUUACUAGCCUGGUGGUUAUAUUUGGCGCAGGACUAGUAACUAGCCUUUCCCCUUGCACGCUAAGUGUUCUACCAUUGACCCUUGGUUAUAUUGGUGCAUUUGGAUCUGGAAAAAGUAGAGCGGAGAUUGUAGGGGACUCUCUUGCAUUUGCAUUGGGUUUGGCCACCACACUAGCAUUACUUGGUGUAGCGGCCUCAAUUGCCGGCAAAGCAUAUGGACAAGUAGGGCAGGGUUUACCAUUGGCUGCUUCUGGUUUGGCGGUCAUUAUGGGAUUAAAUCUUCUGGAGGUAAUAGAGAUACAACUGCCUUCAUUUUUGGACAACUUUGAUCCACGCGCUGCUGCUGCUAAUUUUCCUUCGAGCAUCCAAGCAUAUUUGGCUGGUCUUACGUUCGCAUUAGCUGCAUCGCCUUGCAGCACACCCGUGCUAGCCACCCUACUUGGAUAUGUUGCGGCAUCCAAGGAUCCCAUAAUCGGUGGCAGCUUACUCUUGACGUACACCACUGGCUACGUUGCUCCUCUGCUUCUUGCAGCUUCUUUUGCUGGAGCGUUGCAGAGUCUGCUCUCUUUCCGCAAGUUCUCGGCAUGGAUUAAUCCUAUGAGUGGCGCACUCCUGUUAGGCGGGGGCGUAUAUACACUCUUGGAUAAGGCUUUCCCGCCUACAUCAAUGGUGAUGUAGUUUAGUUAUAUCUAUAUCUAUAUCUAUAGUGAAGUUGUAUGUAAAGGAUGCAACAUGAAUCAGAAUAUGUAUAGUUUCGUUGACAGUUCCUCUGUGUGAGAUAUACCGGCUUCAUUUGGUUUA